Molecule: messenger RNA, 1415 nt
Organism: Suillus fuscotomentosus
Lineage: Eukaryota; Fungi; Basidiomycota; Agaricomycetes; Boletales; Suillaceae
Product: Nse4 C-terminal-domain-containing protein
Exons: 7
Coding region: 1-969 (322 amino acids)
Biological process (GO): DNA repair
Cellular component (GO): nucleus; Smc5-Smc6 complex
Source: RefSeq, a predicted model, not a curated record
AUGGUUCAUUUCGACCCGAACGUGCGCAUGGGCAGUCCAAGUAGUCUCCCAUAUGACCCAGACCAGGAUGCCGCUGAAAAACGUGACAUCCGGAAAAAAUAUCGUGCUCUUGAAAAGAGGACAGGAGAUCAACUUCGACCACAAGACAUAAUGGCUGCUGAACUCGUUGAACACGUCGAAGAAGCCGAUGAACUGUUCCAAAAAGUGAAAAAUCCGACCGAGGCUACACUUGAUUCCACUGUACUUCGGAAUGUAUCAAGUAUUAGUGCGCAGAAGGCCCGCGCAAUGAAACUUGGCUCUGCCGCCUUCGACGUUGAUGACUUCGUCUCCAAACUUGCUAUAUUUAUGGGUGGCAGGCACGAACUUGCAGACGAUGCUUCGGAACUAGAUGACAUCGGUGACUCCGUGAUGGACUGGGAGAAAAUUGGUCGAAGAGCACUGGCAAAGAGCAGAAGGGUCCCAGUAAUGGGAUUUAUGCUUGGACCUCUUUCAGUAGAACAAAAAAAACGCGCCCAGGUCAAACGUGCAAAGCUUGAGAAGAGCAAAGAAGAAGAGCGCAGACCUCAGGAGAUCAAAGAAGAAGACAUCCAGCGAUCAGAGAACGAAACCACGAAGAACGUAAUCAAGGUUAGAGAAAUUCUUGAGGAGUCUGGUGCUGUGAACCUCUUCCGCUUUGUAAUCAACCCCAAUGACUUCGCACAAUCUGUUGAAAACAUAUUUUACCUCUCUUUCCUCAUCCGAGACGGGCUUUGUGCCCUCGAAAUCGACGAUAACGGAGAACCAAUCAUAUUCUUAUGCGAAGCACCUAGUGCACAAGAUCGCGCGGACGGGGUAACGUGUCACCAAAUAGUUAUGGAGUUUGACAUGGCUACAUGGAGGCGUGCUAUAGAAGUUUUUGAGAUCACUGAGUCUAUGAUACCCCAAAGACCGGCAGCUAAGACGAGAUUGGGAGGCAAGUGGUAUGGCUGAGAUUUGAACUAGAUUCUGCUGGAUAUAUUGUUACACUGGGUAUUCUUCCACCGUACUGUAAAGUGGAAUCUUAACACGUUCCAUUGCAAUAGGUAUAAUUGUGAUAAUGUUACAGGAUGUCGAUCUCAUUCCGUAAUGAGAAUUUAGGUGGAGUGUAGUAAGUAGAUCUGCCGUUCCCUUCCUAUUAACUGAAUGAACAAUGCCUUGUGCCAUAUAUAAUAAACGAAUGAAUGAGUAAAUGAAUGUCCAAAUAUGUAGGUUGAGAUGCGAGAUUCCGGCUAACAAGACGUGCGAGGCUUGAAGGGGAAUUUCUUGUUCCCAGCAUCAUCGUAUAUGCCAUAGCCAGGCUCCUGGUCGUCGCUGUAGAUAUGGGCGAACCAACCGAUACCACCCUGAGGGCCGAGUUUGAGAUCCUCGCAAUGGCUAUCGAGCAUAGAAAAGUAGCC